GUCAUGCCACUCAGUUGAUUAGUUGAGGUUUGCCGGAGACAAGCAAAAAGUAAUUCUUCUCUCAUAAUGGCUGGAAACUUGAUCGGUACGAUUCCGGAGUUCCACGGUUCCGUUGACGAUUGGAACGUGUACCAGGAACGGUUGGAACAGUUCUUUGAAGUGAAUGAUAUCCCCGAAACGAAGCAAGUUGCGCUGUUGAUCAGUGUCAUCGGUGGGGAUUCUUAUAAAACCUUGCGGGACCUUUGCAAUCCAGUGUUACCGAAAAAUAAAACCUUCGAUGAGUUGUGCACCCUCCUGCGGAAGCAGUACACCCCUCAGGUGGCCAUAUUCCGCGAGCGAACGAACUUCUACAACGCCCGCCAGGAGGGUUACGAAAAUGUGACUCAGUGGUACGGUCGGCUGAAGAAGUUGUCGGUGGACUGCAAAUUUGGGGAGACUCUGGAGGCAAUUCUGCUGGAUAAGUUUGUGACCGGGUUGAGGACGGGCCAGAUUAUGGAUCGGUUGUGCGAGGAAAACGAAUCGCUCAAGUUGGAACAGGCCCUGGAGCUGGCCGUGAACAAGGAGUGUGCCAUCAAUGGCGCCAGUUAAAUGUGAUGAGGGGGGAUUUUGGGGCUGAGCGAGUGAUUGAAUGCGUGCAACACAAAAACAUAGAGAGUAAGAGAGGAUAGAAGUGUUUUAAUUAUUAACGGAGAAUGUUCGCCAGAGUGUAUUAUUUUCCUACCUUAGCAUCUAAGGUCACUGCUGUUAGAUAAGAAGUUUUUAGUUAUCUGGAGAUUUAGUUUAAUAAAUUAACCACAUGAAACGGAUCAAA
This is a messenger RNA of Armigeres subalbatus, 811 nucleotides long. RefSeq lists its product as uncharacterized. The transcript has a single exon. The record is from RefSeq and is a predicted model, not a curated record. Lineage: Eukaryota; Metazoa; Arthropoda; Insecta; Diptera; Culicidae. The coding region runs from base 67 to 588 and encodes 173 amino acids.